UAGAUACGACGCAACAAAUGCGGACCUGAUUCAGCUUUAUGUACCGUGGAUAACGUUACAGAAAGCUACAAUUUUUCCUUAUUAAGUGUUUAAUUUGGCACUAAUAUUCUCUCUUUAAUUACUGGGGAAUAUAACGAAUACAAAUGGCAUCAGUGGUUCAGCACGGCCGACGGAGAGGAGCCAGUAAAAGCGCAUCUUCAGCUGAGGAAGCCAGCAGGAUGGUCCAGCCACCAGAUCUCCGACAAGUCACCGUCUUAAGCAAGGCCGAGUGGCUGAGGAUUCAAGAUGAACUGAACCAAGUGAAUAAAGACAAGGAGAGUAUGAGGGAGGCGAUGAAACAGAGAGAGGCCCUGCACCUGCAGUCCAAAGAGGUGGUGAAGCAGUGGUCCAAUACCAUUGUUGGUCAAAGGCAGAAGAAGCUAGAGGCAAAGAAGAUUCGGGAGCAGACUGAGGAGGAGAAAAGGAAAUUGACUGAUAUAGAAGAGGCUAAAUAUCAGGAGCAAAAGCGGAAAGAGGCCAUUGAAAAAGCCAAGAAACAGCUGUAUUAUCAAACCGACCGGGUCAAAGGGUUACAUCGUGCGCUCUUGCUGACAGAAGUGCUGAAGGAGAGGGAGGCCCAGAUUGAGCUGAAGCAGAGAAUAAAGAGCGCCUCCAAAGAUGUGGACAAGGACUUCCUGGAGAUGGUGAAGACCAAAGAGGAUGAAUCUCUGAGACAGGAGCAGGAGAGGGCUCUCCAGACAAAGCUCAAAAGGCAGGCUGUAGCAGAGGACCUGAAAAACCAGAUAAAGGACAACGAGCUGGCAAAAGAGCGACAGAAGCUGGAGAUCAGGAAGGACGGAGAGGAAAUCCAACAACUUCAGGAGCUCUAUCAGUGGGAGCGAAGAAUGGAGGAAGAGCAGAAGGCAAAGCAGAAGAGAAACGUUAUGCAAGCUCACCUGGAACAUCUCACAAACAGAGACAUCAUUAGGGCAACAGAUGCACAAAAACAGGAGGCGGAGGAGGAGCGAAGAAACAUUUUUCUCUCUGCAAAGCAAAAAAUGAUGAAGUUAAGGAAAGAGAAAGAAAAGGAGUUGCUGAGUGAGGCCCAGAUGCGCAGAGAGCAGAUCACGGCCAAGCUUACAGUCACACAGCAGCAGCGAGUGGACAGUGAGGAGCAGAGAACCGCCAAGGCUGUGGCUGAGCGGGAUGUAAAACAGGCACAAAAGCAGAGGGAUGAGGAGGAGAAGAGGGCUGCAAUGUUGGAGUCGAUCGCUGCAUACAGAGAACGUGUGAGACAAGAAAAGGAGCAGAGGGACAAGAUCAGACAACAGGACACCCGGGACGCGCUCCAGGCUAAGAGAGAGGCCGACAGAAUAUUUUCUGAGAAACAACAGCUGAAGGCUCAGAGGAUCAGAGAGGAAGAAAGAAAAUUACAAGACUUCAACGCCACACAAAUGGCUGAAAAAAGCGCCAGGCAUCAUCAGCUGAGAAGAGAUGAACACGCAUUUGAAAUGAAGAACGCAGAAGUCAUCGCUGAAGAGGAAAACCAGUUUCAGCAAUAUUCACGGCACAUCAUCAACGCAGCAGCAGAGGCUCAGCGAAAUGUGUUUCCGCUGUGCAACGCUGCGAGGGAAGGGAUUGGAGGGGGACUCGGUCCCAAUUUUUGUGGAGUGAGACCUAGCUACCUCGUUCAGGACACUACUGGUGCUCAAAUGCCCAAAUACGUCUCCAGCACCACCCAGAACAUUAAAAAGCUUCAUGAGGUCGUAGAUAUUGAAGAAGCAAAGAGGAGACUUGGAUUUACAUGGUGAUACUUCACUCACAUUCAGCUAGUUUUGGUUCAAAGAAUGUUCCCUUAAAUUUACCAUCAAUGAAUAAUCUGAACAUUUUACUAACGUUAAAGUAUAUUGACAAAAUCUGUUGGUAAGCACUCCCUCAUUCACUGUUGCCCAUAUAGAAGACACUCAACAUUUCACUCUGUAGCGAGCAGUAAAUUGGGAUUUCAGGUACGUAUAAAUAGUAAUCAUUUUGCUUUUUCACUCAGGGUGAAGUGUUCCACUAAUUUUCUUGGCUAUAAAAUGCAAUAUAUUGCAUUAUGGGAUUGUUAGCAGAAAGUAGUGUCCAUAGUACGUCCUGGUGGCCUACUGUAGAUGUUCAAGCUGCUGACCACAAGUCCAGCUGGGUAUCUGUCAUUGUUUGUUCCCAUCUUCCUGAAAUCUGAGGGCACUACAGACACUACUCUAUAUAGUUAAUAGGGAGUGAUUUGGGACACAACCAAAAACUGAGGUAAGGUCAAGCACCCUAAGCUGAGGAGGUGACUCAUCUGGGCUAACAAUAUGAACUUCAGGAAACACUGAACCAAGCAUGGAUGACAGUGUAAAUUUCCUAUAAUAAUGUUAUCACUGUUUAUUACUGUAAUUUUGCGUGCUAAUAAUGUUUGGACCACCAAAAGAUGAGAUGAUUUUGUUUGUAA
Thunnus maccoyii (southern bluefin tuna) is the source of this 2452-nucleotide messenger RNA. RefSeq names its product coiled-coil domain containing 173 (gene cfap210). The coding region runs from base 144 to 1790 and encodes 548 amino acids. The record is from RefSeq and is a predicted model, not a curated record. Lineage: Eukaryota; Metazoa; Chordata; Actinopteri; Scombriformes; Scombridae. The transcript is spliced from 9 exons.